CACCGCGUCUUCGAACCCCCUCCUCUUCCUCUAAACUGAGCGAGACCCUGUCACGUGACGGGGACCGGGCCGGUUCGGAGCCUCGCGGCUCCUGUUGUGUUUGGGGCGGGGGAGAGCGGCCGGGCACGGCGCGAGCGAGGAACUUUUCAGAUAAACAAUGAAGCUAGAAAACUGACGUAUCUGCAGUCAACCCAUUGUUCAACGCAGUAAGCUUCUGAGUCUAAGGGAACAAGCGGAUUCAUUUGAAUCUAAGGCUGUUAUCCUGAAGAGGCAAAGGGACUGAUUGCAUUUACCUUUCACUAGAAGUGGAAUGAAGGAACAGACAAUGGGAAUACACUCAAGAUAACACUCCUGGAAGGUGUCUAAUGGCUCUCUUGUUUUGAGUUGAUUUAUAUCUGCAUAUUUGAUGGUUUUCACGUACGAAGGAUUUAUUUUUCUUUUGGAUAUACUCAGAAUACAAAAUUGUUCCUUGUUGGAAACUUUCUGCUUUUGAAAACUGUACAUCAUGGGAGACAUGGCCAACAACUCGGUAGCAUAUAGUGGCGUAAAAUACACUAUAAAAGAUUCUAAUCAUGGAGAUUUUGGUAUUACACUUGGAGAGCUUCGUACCCUUAUGGAACUGCGAGCUGCCGAUGCUUUGCAUAAAAUAGAAGAAUGCUAUGGAGAUGUAUAUGGAAUCUGCACAAGAUUGAAAACUUCUCCAAAUGAAGGCUUAAGUGGAAAUCCAGCAGAUAUAGAGAGGAGAGCAGCUGUGUUUGGGAAGAAUUUUAUACCUCCUAAAAAGCCAAAAACAUUUCUUCAGUUAGUAUGGGAAGCACUACAGGAUGUUACAUUAAUAAUUUUAGAAAUUGCAGCCAUAAUAUCAUUGGGCCUUUCUUUUUACCAACCUCCAGGAGGGAACGAAGCAUCAUGUGGAACAGUAUCAGUUGGAGAAGAAGAAGAAGAAGGUGAAACAGGAUGGAUUGAAGGAGCUGCAAUCCUCCUCUCUGUUGUUUGUGUGGUAUUAGUGACAGCUUUUAAUGACUGGAGUAAAGAGAAGCAGUUUAGGGGACUGCAAAGCCGCAUUGAACAAGAACAGAAGUUUACUGUCAUCAGGGGUGGCCAAAUCAUCCAGAUACCUAUAGCUGACAUAGUUGUUGGUGACAUUGCACAAGUAAAAUAUGGUGAUCUGUUACCAGCUGAUGGUGUACUUAUACAAGGAAAUGAUCUCAAAAUUGAUGAAAGCUCGCUCACUGGAGAAUCUGAUCUUGUUAAGAAAAUGUUGGAUCGAGACCUUAUGUUGCUCUCAGGUACACAUGUUAUGGAAGGUUCUGGAAGAAUGGUAGUUACUGCUGUAGGAGUAAACUCACAAACUGGAAUUAUCUUUACUUUACUUGGUGCUGGAGGGGAUGAUGAAGAAGAAAAAAAGGAAAAAGAGAAAAAGGACAAGAAAAGUAAAAAACAAGAUGGUGCUAUUGAAAAUCGUAACAAAGCAAAAGCUCAGGAUGGUGCAGCCAUGGAAAUGCAACCUUUGAAGAGUGAAGAUGGUAUAGAUGGAGAUGACAAAAAGAGAAAUAAUAUGCCUAAGAAAGAGAAAUCAGUUCUUCAGGGAAAACUCACAAAGCUAGCAGUUCAGAUUGGCAAAGCAGGGUUGCUGAUGUCUGCAGUCACAGUCAUCAUUCUUGUAUUAUAUUUUGUAAUUGAUACCUUCUGGGUCCAGAAACGUCCUUGGCUUGGAAAAUGUACACCAAUAUAUAUACAGUAUUUUGUGAAAUUUUUCAUCAUUGGUGUAACUGUUCUGGUUGUGGCUGUUCCAGAGGGUCUUCCACUUGCAGUAACUAUCUCACUGGCUUACUCUGUAAAGAAAAUGAUGAAAGAUAACAACUUGGUCAGACAUCUGGAUGCUUGUGAAACAAUGGGAAAUGCAACAGCCAUUUGCUCAGAUAAAACAGGAACACUGACAAUGAACAGAAUGACAGUGGUCCAAGCAUAUAUCAGUGAAAAGCACUAUAAAAAAAUACCAGAGGUGCAAGCUAUUCCUGAUAAAACCUUAUCAUAUCUUGUAACAGGAAUCUCUGUUAAUUCUGCUUAUACUUCCAAAAUCUUGCCUCCUGAAAAGGAAGGUGGCCUUCCUCGCCAUGUUGGUAAUAAAACUGAAUGUGCCUUGCUGGGAUUACUUCUGGAUUUGAAACGAGAUUACCAGGAUGUUAGAAAUGAAAUACCAGAAGAGGCACUCUAUAAAGUCUACACCUUCAACUCUGUUAGAAAAUCUAUGAGCACCGUGUUAAAGAACUCUGAUGGCAGUUUCCGGAUCUUCAGCAAGGGUGCUUCAGAGAUAGUACUUAAAAAGUGUUUCAAGAUACUAAGCGCUAAUGGUGAACCAAAAGUAUUCAGACCAAGAGACCGUGAUGAUAUUGUAAAAACUGUUAUAGAACCUAUGGCAUCAGAGGGACUCAGAACUAUAUGUCUAGCAUUCAGAGACUUCCCAGCUGGAGAACCUGAACCAGAAUGGGAUAAUGAAAAUGAUAUUGUCACUGGUCUUACAUGCAUUGCUGUUGUAGGCAUUGAAGAUCCUGUGAGACCUGAGGUACCAGAUGCAAUUAAGAAAUGCCAGCGCGCUGGUAUAACUGUCCGUAUGGUUACUGGUGAUAAUAUUAACACUGCUCGUGCUAUUGCUUUAAAAUGUGGUAUUUUGCAUCCUGGUGAAGAUUUCUUAUGCCUAGAAGGCAAGGAAUUCAAUAGACGAAUACGUAAUGAAAAAGGAGAGAUAGAACAGGAGCGAAUAGAUAAAAUUUGGCCAAAACUUCGGGUACUUGCAAGAUCUUCCCCCACUGACAAACACACGCUGGUGAAAGGAAUAAUAGAUAGCACAGUUUCGGAACAAAGGCAGGUCGUAGCAGUGACUGGUGAUGGUACCAAUGAUGGCCCAGCAUUGAAAAAAGCAGAUGUUGGCUUUGCUAUGGGUAUUGCUGGAACUGAUGUAGCUAAAGAAGCUUCUGAUAUUAUUCUUACAGAUGACAACUUCACAAGCAUUGUUAAAGCAGUUAUGUGGGGCCGAAAUGUGUAUGACAGUAUCUCCAAAUUCCUUCAGUUCCAGCUUACUGUUAAUGUAGUAGCUGUAAUUGUUGCUUUCACAGGAGCAUGUAUUACACAAGACUCUCCACUUAAAGCUGUUCAGAUGUUAUGGGUAAAUCUCAUAAUGGACACACUGGCUUCACUUGCUUUGGCAACAGAACCCCCCACAGAAGCACUUUUGCUGAGAAAACCUUAUGGCAGAAAUAAACCUCUCAUCUCACGGACCAUGAUGAAGAAUAUUCUGGGUCAUGCUUUCUAUCAGCUUGUGGUUGUCUUUACACUGUUGUUUGCUGGUGAAAAAAUCUUUGAUAUUGAUAGUGGAAGAAACGCACCUCUUCAUGCUCCUCCUUCAGAGCACUACACAAUUGUGUUUAAUACAUUUGUGAUGAUGCAACUAUUUAAUGAAAUAAAUGCCCGAAAAAUUCAUGGUGAAAGAAAUGUGUUUGAAGGAAUUUUCAAUAAUGCUAUAUUCUGUACUAUAGUUCUUGGAACAUUUAUUGUUCAGAUAGUUAUUGUACAGUUUGGUGGGAAGCCUUUCAGUUGCUCUGAGCUUACAGUAGAACAGUGGUUAUGGUCAAUUUUUCUAGGAAUGGGAACACUUCUUUGGGGCCAGUUGAUAUCAACAGUUCCAACCAGUCAUUUGAAAUUCCUUAAAGAAGCUGGCCAUGGAACACAAAAGGAAGAGAUUCCAGAAGAAGAGUUAGCAGAAGAUGUGGAAGAAAUUGAUCAUGCUGAAAGAGAGCUACGGCGUGGUCAGAUCUUAUGGUUUAGAGGUCUAAACAGGAUACAAACACAGAUGGAUGUAGUGAAUGCUUUCCAGAGUGGAACUUCCAUUCAGGGGGCUCUAAGGCGGCAACCUUCCAUCGCCAGCCAGCAUCAUGAUGUAACAAAUAUUUCUACCCCUACACAUAUCCGAGUGGUGAAUGCAUUUCGUAGUUCCUUAUAUGAAGGAUUGCAGAAACCUGAGACACGAAGUUCAAUCCACAAUUUUAUGACUCAUCCAGAGUUUAGAAUAGAAGAUUCUGAAACUCAUAUUCCACUUAUUGAUGAUACUGAUGCUGAAGAUGAUGCUCCAACAAAACGCAACUCAACUCCUCUUCCACCAUCUCCCAACAAAAAUAACAAUGCGGUUAAUAGUGGAAUUCAUCUUACGACAGACUUGAGUAAGUCUGCUACCUCUUCAUACCCAGGGAGCCCACUGCAUAGUUUGGAAACAUCGCUCUGAUUGUAUGCUGAAUGUUAACACAUUAGCUGCAUUGUAAAGAAACACACAAACUGGGUUUUCUCCCUCAUUAUGAUGGACAAGAUGGUAUUCUUGUCUUGGACUUCAACAAGAAGAUAAAAUUGUACGAAUGUAGAUUUAUUUUUUUAAAAAAAAGCUUUCUGCCAGACUUCAGGGUGCUUUUCUGGGUGAGGGGGGAAGGGGAAGUAAUAAUGAACUCUGACAGAUAAACAGUAACUUGCUUAAGUGUCCUGUGGAUCAGUAGCUGUACUUAAGGAUCGCCCAUAAGAAUGUCUUACCAGAACUUAUGUUCUCAAUUCCUUUGACGAGAGGGCUGGAUUGGGCAGGAGAGCCCAGGAUCACCAAAUUUAAAACUUUCAUUUCUGCUGUUGGCUGUUAAUAAUUUGAAUUAUUUAUGUUUAUAAAUAAUGCAGAUCUGUUUACAAGGUUUGUAGAUACUUUUUUGUUCCUGUUCAGAGAUGGGAAGUUUCCUUAUAAAUGAUGUAGAAAAAAUUAGGCCAUCAAAUACUGCUGUAUUUUCAGGAAAGGGUGUUUCUAUUGAAACUGUACUAAAAUUUUGCCUGCAACUUACUUUGUUAAAUAUUGUAGAUAAAAUUGCUACUAAUAAUAGCCAAAUAAGUAACACUAAUGCUUUGUAAAAACAUGAGCAAUGGUGUUCUAAUGAAGUUAUGGCCUCUGUCCUAAUUAGUUUCUUAAACAUUUACUACUUAAUGGUUUUGAAACAAUUGUAAAAAUUUUAAAAAUUUAGAAACUUGCUGAACAUGUUCAGAAUUUAAUAGAGGAUUGUUUAACACAGGACAUGUGAUGGAACUUGCUUGAAAUACUUUUGUUAUCUCAGGCAAAAUGGAUUAAAUCAAAAUACAUCAGAACCUUAGUCCUUUUUGUUUUUGUCUAGAAACAGUAGCUUGGUGAACUGUGAGUGGAACUGUUUAUUUUUCUGAUCUAAAUAUCUUUAUAGCAUGAAGGCUAUUGGUAUUUGGAAAGUUAUGAAUAGUUACCAUACACUGUUUUGAAAUUCAUUUAAAAUAAAUCACCCUUUUUGAUAAAAUGCAGUAAUGGUUUUUACAGGAUUCAGCAUCUUUACAAAUACUAGGUUUUGGUGGCUUCACUAAAUGCUAAAGAAAAAAGACUGUGGACUGUUUCUGAUUUUAUGCGGAAAAGGUGCUCUGGAAUAUGAAUACAACAUGGAAGUAUGAAUACAACAUCUAUCUGUAACACUUUAAAGCUGCCAUGCAAUCCUAGGGACAAAAAAGAGUUGUAGACAGAUUUUGUUUGCUCCUGCAUGUUCCAAAACCCCUAUUCCUAAUCAGAUCUGAAGCAUUGCACAGUCCUAAAAACAUGCGGUUACUGUUCUUAUUCACAAAAGAGUGAAACAUAGAAAUAAAUCAGAAUAGAAACUUUUUCCACUCUAAAAGAAAAUAUGAAUAAAAGAAUAUGUUCUCCUAUAUGCCUAUCUUUGACAAUUUGUUUUUUUUAAUCAGUAAUUGAAAAUUUCCUCUUUGCAUUUAUCAUCAGUGUCUAGCGUUUUUGCUUUCUGAUGAUUUUGGAUAUAUUUUCCUUUUGCCAAUAGAGCCUAACAGAGUAAGGAUAAAUAGCUUAUUGAAAAUAUUUGGCAAGUAAGGAGAAACAGGAUCCUCCGUGCUAAUGUCCCUCUUCUGGGGGGAGAUGGGUGGUGGCAAAAUUUGAAAAAUAAAUAAAUAAUGUCUUAUAUUUUCUCAAUCAUGACAGAAUAAAUUUCUACUCUUCAGAAUGAUCUACUCAUAAAAUCUUUAACUUGUAUUGUCUGGAAGCUGAGCUAACAAAGGAAGAAAAGAAUGCAUCUAAAAUUUAGUAUAUAGAAUUUAAUCAUCUCAAGAAUGUGACAGUCACAUCUGUGAGCAUUAGCUUGUCUUCUGGGGAAGUAAUCUGAAUCACAUGUAACAUUACAGCUAGAUUUUAUAAUACAAAUUUCAAGUAAAAUAUGCAGGUAUUUGAUAAUGGAUUAAUUGUCUCUUCAUCAGACAGCGUAUCUAUCCAUAAAGUUUUGCAUACUGUAUCCCAGUAUCAACCACUCUCUUUCUAGUUGGUUCAUCCUUAAUCCUAUUUAGGUCACACUUUAUAUAUCAGUUAUUCCUAGAUUCUUAUUUUGUAAGUGGAUAAGAAGUAUGGUUUGGAAAGGUAGUAUUUAUGUAAGUGGGAGAAUAAUGUGACUGCAACACAUGUUGAAGAAUGAGAUGUAACUCUCCAAACUAUCUCAGCUGUGUGUGAUUUAUUAUAAUAUUUGCUAUUUUUUAACUUGCUAUUUGGAAAUAUUUUAUUUUCUUUUAAUGGUAAUCAUCAUUACAUUAUAAUGUCCAAACUCUAGUGUGAAUUCUAUGGGUCAGACCUCAAGGAGAAAUUUAAUUUACUCACAAAUUAACUUUUUCAAUCCUGUUGACUGCAGUACACUGAAUCUUAAUAGUAAGUGUAAAAUAAUGCCAUGGAUAUUUGUUCUAUAAUUUUACUACUAUGAAAGCAACAUACCUUAACAUCAUUAGUUAUUAAAGUAGUCAUUACUGCUUUUCAGUUACUGACCCCAUAUUGCCUCUUCUGGUUGUAAGGCUUGCUUCAUUUGCUUGAUGUAACUUAAAUAAAUAAAUAUGCUGUUUAUCUGUC
Candoia aspera is the source of this 6931-nucleotide messenger RNA. RefSeq names its product ATPase plasma membrane Ca2+ transporting 1 (gene ATP2B1). Gene Ontology annotation, cellular component: intracellular membrane-bounded organelle; plasma membrane. The transcript is spliced from 23 exons. Bases 506 to 4279 code for a protein of 1257 amino acids. Gene Ontology annotation, biological process: calcium ion transmembrane transport; regulation of cytosolic calcium ion concentration. Gene Ontology annotation, molecular function: ATP hydrolysis activity; PDZ domain binding; P-type calcium transporter activity. NCBI's taxonomy places the organism in Eukaryota, Metazoa, Chordata, Lepidosauria, Squamata, Candoiidae. The record is from RefSeq and is a predicted model, not a curated record.